AUGUGUUUAUUAAAGAAUUUAGGCAAUAUUUAUACUUUGAAUGCUCCUUUAAGUGAUCAAAUUGUUCUUUUUCUUUCAAGACCUUCACCUUUAUUUACAGCGAUAGUUAAUAGUGCUGGACAUUUUAUUGGAAGACAAAGAAGCAGGGAAUUGGCUACAUCACAUUUAUCUGAAGCUCUUAUUGUCAUUUAUAAUGUUGUAAAGAAAAUGCUCCAACGUUUAUGUAAUAACCAACAACAGGAAGAUUAUUCAAAUACAGAUUAUCAUAAAGAAUUUUUAAUUCGAUCACUGAUGGGUAUUUUACUUUUAAGUGAUCAUAUAGACAGAAAUUUUGGAGGAAUAUUUAUUCCAUCACGUUCUCCCUUUGAUAUUGCGGACUUUAUUGAUAUUGUUAAAUUAAGAACAAGUUCAGUUGAGGUAAGGAAUUUAUUUAUGAAUUUAAAUAUUUAUGGGAUUAUGAAGAUCAACAUGUAG
Meloidogyne enterolobii is the source of this 474-nucleotide messenger RNA. The record is from the annotation of a GenBank genome assembly. NCBI's taxonomy places the organism in Eukaryota, Metazoa, Nematoda, Chromadorea, Rhabditida, Meloidogynidae.